Messenger RNA from Gongylonema pulchrum, 408 nucleotides. NCBI's taxonomy places the organism in Eukaryota, Metazoa, Nematoda, Chromadorea, Rhabditida, Gongylonematidae. The record is from the annotation of a GenBank genome assembly.
AUGAAUAGUGUAAAUACAGUACAGCAGCAUCUUGCUUAUAUCCAAAAAGUUUUAACUGGACUAAACGAUCGGCUAACGCGGAUAACGGUGCCACCUCGUGCCGUCCUGACUUCCAAACUGCAACAUGCUCAAGCAUUACUGGCUUCCAAUUUAGAGACGCAUUUUCGUGCAGCCGCUGAUCAGUUGAUCCAGGAGACGGAAGAGCAAAUUGACGAUUACAUCGAACAUGUCCGGACAGAGAUGUCGACUAAUGUAACAAGUUGUGGUCCACUAUUAAACAUCGUUCGUGGAAUCCGCGCAGCACUCUGUCAAUGCACUGCCGAUCCAUUUGUUAGCUUUCGCAAGUUUCAAACACUGUUAAGGCCAAACUCGAUAAGCAACAGAAGUUGUAGCCAAAAAAUUCACUAG